AUGUCGAAAGAAGACGAAACAGAGUAUGGCAUCAAAUCACGAGCGUCUUCGACAGAGCCUGAGGACAACAGCAAUGCUAGAGAGCCUGGAAGCUCUUCGAAGAAGAACUCCAAAGUCGCCAAAUCCAGGUUAACCGAGGAUCAGAGAAAUUUCAACCACAAAGAUGCAGAGAACAAGCGCCGGACGGCUAUCAGAGAACGAUUCACCGAGCUCUCUCGUAUGGUGCCUGGUGCAUUGGGUCAGGAAAAGAGCGAGCAAGCCAUGUUGAGCAAGACCGCCGACUACUUGAGGGAAAUGAUGGAGGAGCAGCGAAAACUCGAGGCGAUUGCUGACUCGCAAGGUAUUCAAAUUGAUGACGCUGGACGUCUCAAGGAUGAAGACUAUGGAGGUCCUAAUUGGAGGCAACUGAACAUGGAACAAUACGAGGCCAGCAAGCAAAUGAAAGAAGGUCCAAAUAACAAUGAUAAUAAUGAUUGA
Messenger RNA from Exophiala oligosperma, 477 nucleotides. RefSeq lists its product as uncharacterized. Bases 1 to 477 code for a protein of 158 amino acids. Lineage: Eukaryota; Fungi; Ascomycota; Eurotiomycetes; Chaetothyriales; Herpotrichiellaceae. The transcript has a single exon. Gene Ontology annotation, biological process: regulation of transcription by RNA polymerase II. The record is from RefSeq and is a predicted model, not a curated record. Gene Ontology annotation, molecular function: RNA polymerase II cis-regulatory region sequence-specific DNA binding; DNA-binding transcription factor activity, RNA polymerase II-specific; protein dimerization activity.